UCUUUCAACUGUCAAGCUUUCCAUUAAGAGACCAAAGAGAAAGAAACGUUCUUUUUUCAUAUCCCCAAUUCGCCGUUAACACAGAUGGCUAAUUACUCUCAAGCCCACAUUUGCCAGUGCCUAACCAGACUAUCAACUCUACGUUCAACUUCUGUGGUUACCAUCUCUGGUAAUAGGCAAAAAACAGGACACCAGUUUGUGGGAGAUGUUUUGUCUUUGGCUCAUGGGCUGCUUCAACUUGGUCUUGGCAAUGGUGACAUUGUAGCCAUCUGUGGUUUCAACAGUGAUUGGUAUUUGGAGUGGUUACUUGCUGUUGCAUUUGUUGGAGGCAUAGUUGCUCCUUUGAAUUACCGAUGGGUUAGUACAUCACCUGCCUGUAGCUUCGAAGAAGCAAAAUCAGCAAUGUUAAUGGUAAGGCCAGUGAUGCUGGUCACUGAUGAAAGCUGUAAACACUGGUAUCAAGAGCUCCAGAGUAAUGCUUUACCUUCUGUCAAGUGGCAUGUUUUUUCAGGCUCCCUUUCUUCUGGUUUUGAAAAAACAUCAAAUGUGUUAACUACUGAAACACUUAGGAAGCAUGUCAUAGGAACUAAACAACUGGAUUACUCCUGGGCACCUGAGGGCGCUGUCAUAAUAUGCUUCACUUCAGGAACCACUGGAAGGCCCAAGGGAGUUAUCAUAAGCCAUUCAGCUAUGAUAGUACAGUCCCUAGCGAAAGUUGCUGUUGUUGGUUACAGUGAGGAUGAUGUUUAUUUGCACACUGCUCCAUUGUGCCAUAUUGGUGGAUUGUCAUCAGCCAUAACCAUGCUAAUGGUCGGAGGUUGCCAUGUCUUGAUACCAAAAUUUGAGGCUUCGUUAGCCAUAGAAGCUAUCAAGCAACAUUGUGUUACUUCUCUAAUCACUGUCCCAGCAAUGAUGGCUGAUUUGAUUUCCUUAACCAGGUUGAAAGAAACUUGGAAAGGGAGGCAAUAUGUGAAGAAACUAUUAAAUGGAGGUGGGAGUCUGUCAGCUGAGCUUAUGAAAGAUGCCACUGAAUUGUUCCCAAGAGCUAAGCUUCUUUCAGCUUACGGGAUGACAGAGACAUGUUCUUCUCUAACUUUCAUGACCCUUCAUGAUCCAACACUUCAAACCCCUGCUCAGACUCUGCAGACAGUGGAUAAAACUAAAUCCAGUUCAGUUCACCAACCAAAUGGUGUAUGUGUUGGCAAACCUCCACCAAAUGUUGAAUUAAAGAUAAGUGCUGACGAACCUUCUACCAUUGGCAGAAUUUUAACUAGAGGUCCCCAUCUAAUGCUUAGUUAUUGGGAUCAGAAUCCAAUGAAGGCAACAGAAUCCACCAAUGAUUUUUGGCUUGACACAGGUGACAUUGGUUCCAUAGAUGACUGUGGCAAUGUAUGGCUCGUUGGACGACAGAAUGCCCAAAUCAAGAGCGGUGGAGAGAACAUUUACCCUGAAGAGGUGGAAGCAAUGUUGUUGCAACAUCCAGGAGUUAUUGCCACUGUUGUAGUGGGAGUUCCAGAAGCUCGUUUGACAGAGAUGGUUGUUGCUUGCAUUAAAUUAAGACAAAGUUGGCAUUGGACCAAUAACAAGUGUAAACAAUCUGCAGAAAACAAUCUAACCUUAUGCAGAGAGGUUCUGAGAGACUACUGUAGGGAAAAGAAAUUAACCGGGUUUAAAGUGCCAAAGCUAUUUAUUUUAUGGAGGAAGCCAUUUCCACUGACAACGACUGGAAAGAUAAGAAGGGACCAAGUUCGAAGGGAAGUUAUGUCUCAUCUACAAUUCUUCCCCAGCAAUCUUUGAUUGUUAUGAAUAAUUGAUUGAAUAUGUACCAUUUUUGCUAGCAAAAAACAAAGUAAAAACAUUGAAAUCACUUUGCCACAUCCUAGUUUCCUAGCUUAGAAAUUCCAUCCAAGGCUGUAAUCUUAUGUGAAAUGCCAUAUCCUAGUUUUCCGAGAA
Populus nigra (black poplar) is the source of this 1953-nucleotide messenger RNA. RefSeq names its product 2-succinylbenzoate--CoA ligase, chloroplastic/peroxisomal. The record is from RefSeq and is a predicted model, not a curated record. The transcript has 10 exons. The coding region runs from base 85 to 1797 and encodes 570 amino acids. Gene Ontology annotation, biological process: fatty acid metabolic process. Gene Ontology annotation, molecular function: medium-chain fatty acid-CoA ligase activity. Lineage: Eukaryota; Viridiplantae; Streptophyta; Magnoliopsida; Malpighiales; Salicaceae.